Messenger RNA from Xenia sp. Carnegie-2017, 3336 nucleotides. RefSeq names its product inactive tyrosine-protein kinase transmembrane receptor ROR1-like. Gene Ontology annotation, molecular function: protein binding; transmembrane receptor protein tyrosine kinase activity; ATP binding. Lineage: Eukaryota; Metazoa; Cnidaria; Anthozoa; Malacalcyonacea; Xeniidae. Gene Ontology annotation, cellular component: signaling receptor complex. Gene Ontology annotation, biological process: positive regulation of kinase activity; multicellular organism development; protein phosphorylation. The record is from RefSeq and is a predicted model, not a curated record. The transcript has 11 exons. The coding region runs from base 72 to 3026 and encodes 984 amino acids.
GAAUGGUUCAGAAGUGUUAUGGUGUCGUUCUGUGUGUGACAAGCUCUUGUUAUUCAAUGUGAUUUACAAACAUGGCUUUACUAAAUUGUCUGGUUUUCUUGCAAAUGCUAGCAUUUUAUUUAUUUCAUAUAGACUCAAAGACGCUGGACUAUAAUUCACCAGCAGUCAAUGGUAAACUGCCCAGCAAAUGUGAAGUAUACAAUGGACAAAUUUGUGCUGCCUUUGUUGGAAACAUGUCAGUUUAUAUUCCACCAGCUUCAUCACAACUUUUGAAGAACAGGCAAUUGACAGCGUUACUAAGCGUCAUUCCACAAUACAUAUCGCAACAAUGCAAACCUUACGCUUUAAAAGCACUUUGUCUGUCAAAAUUUCCACCUUGCGAUCUUACUGUGAAUUAUCCUAAGAAACGAAUGUUUUGUCAUGACGAAUGCCUUUUAUUAGAACAAUAUAUUUGUUUAAAUGAGUUUACACUUGGUAUUUCCAAAUAUAUGAUAUUACCAAUACCGCCAUGUUCCACAUUACCCAAGGUUGGUUCUGAUGAAUACAAGAAAUGUGUUCGAAUGAAUGUUACAAUUGAUCCACUUGUGUUCAGACUGCAGCUGAAAAACCAAAACGUUAAAGUUGGCGAGACGGUCGUUCUCAGAUGUAAACUCAAACUGACUAAAAUACCACCGACAAUUACAUGGUUUAAAAAUGGUCACGUGAUUCAGGCCGGUCAUGAACAUUAUAAGAUUCAUCUGUUUCGUCACAGUUCACGUUUAAAAAUUCGUCGCAUUAAAAUUAAAGAUGCUGGAAAAUAUACAUGCCAGGCUUCCAACUACAUCAGUAAUAUAUCCAGUCAUAGUCGGAUUGUGGUAUCACCACUUACUUCGUCCAGUGUGUUCCCAGGCAGUAAAAAAGGAAGUUGUAGGAAUCUUCGACCAAGCACAAUUUGUGGAUCCUUCUUACAAAACGACAAAGUGUAUUUUGAAAAUUCCCAAACCCAAGCAGACAGUGAAAAUUUUAUUAAGAAGGAGCUUCUACGUCACCAGAAUGUUACUAAGGACUGUUAUGAUCUUUUAAAUGCUGCUUUGUGUUAUGAAAUGUUUCCUGCAUGCGGGAAGAGAAACACAAAGAAAAACAGAAUAUGCAAGGAUGAUUGUUUGCUGCUAAAAAAAACUUGUAAAAAUCACUUUUCAAAGCAUUGCUCUCGCUUCCCUAAAAGAUCGAGAAGGCGUGGAAAACAUUGCAAACGACUGAGCAAAGUAGCUGAAAAGCCUCAAAUCAAAUGUGGUGCGUACAGAGGCAACGGUAUUUGUAAAAAGUAUGUUCAAAAUGAAAUCAUAUAUUUCACUAACAAAGAACGGCAGCAACAGAUGGAAAAAACAAUCGAACUCAGUUUAGUAAUGAUAUCGGAAGAAUGUCUGCGUUUUGGAGUUCCUGCCAUCUGUUAUCAUUUGUUUCCAGUUUGCUUUCACGGCGAGAAAAAAUCUCGCUUGUGUCAAGAUGAAUGUCAUAAAAUUCAAACUGAUGUUUGUAAAAAUGAGAUGUCAAAAAUGUUGAAGUUCAUAUCCGAGGAACUUUUAUUUCCGGAUUGCUCAAGUCUUCCUAGAUCCAAUACUUCCUUUGGGGAUCAUUGUGUUCAGUUAGGAAUACAAAAGAAGAUUGUAAAUGAAACAAAAAAAUCCAAUGUCAAGACUCAGUAUGAUUCAAAUCAUAAAUGCUACAAUAAAUCUGGUGAGGACUAUUUGGGUAUGGUUAAUGUUACUGUGUUUGGAAAGUCUUGCAUUGCUUGGAACAUAACUCGUCCUAAUUUACAUUGGCAUCAUAAUUAUUGUCGUAAUCCUGACCCAAGCGCUCUUUCUCCAUGGUGUUAUGUAAAUACGCAGAGAAUGGAGUAUUGUGAUGUACCAAAAUGUGAAUCGCUUAUUUCAUCUCUACAUAAAACUGACGGUGAUGGUACUUCAUUGGGAAGAACAAUUUAUGUUGUAAUUGCCAUCGCUGCGGUUAUUCUUUUGAGUUUUAUUACUGUAAUGGUGUAUUGGAAAGUACAAAAUUCAAAAGAAAGUGUAGAUGUUUCUCCAGCAAAUUCUGCUACACCAUUGGCAAAGUGCUCUUCUUCUCAAUCUUAUGAUCUCAAGGAAAACGCUUCUAUACAAUCUUUUGUUUUAAAUGAAAAAUUAAAUCGUGGCCGUGUUAAAUAUGUUGGUGUUAUGAGCGAAGGGAAAUUUUUCAAGGUCUUCAAGGGAGUUCUUAUUAAUGAAAAUCAUCAGGGAAACAUAAAUAUUGUUAUUAAAAUUUUAUGUGAAGACGCCAGUACGCACGAAAAGGAAGAAUUUCAUAAGGAGACUUGCUUACUUUGUCCUCUGCAACAUGUGAACAUAUUAAGUCUUUUGGGUAUUUCUCCUGCUCAUGGUACAAAAUUUGUCGUAUUCGAAUAUCUUAGUGAAACAAAUCUUCAUCAGUACUUAAAACGAGCACUAAGUAAUGCCUGUAUACCUUCAACUGAAACAUUUCUUCAUAUUGCAAGACAAGUAGCGAGUGGUUUAAAGUAUUUGUCUGAGUUUAGCUAUGUUCACGGUGAUAUUGCAGCAAGAAAUUGCUUUAUUUCUGAUGCAGAGGAACACUCAGUCGUAAAGAUUUCCAUGUUAGCCAUCGGUAGCCAUAAAUAUCCCUCAGAUUACGACUGGCUCGAGCAGGAGAAUAAACUGUUUCCCAUACGUUGGAUGUCGCCUGAAGCCUUAAAAACGCUUGUUUUAAAUAGUGAGAAUGAUGUAUGGUCUUUUGCUGUUUUGCUAUGGGAGAUAUUUUCGUGUGGACUCAAACCUUAUUAUCAAUUUAGCAAUCAUGAAGUAAUCAAUAAAAUCCGAGCCCAUGAACUCUUGCGAUGUCACGAAAAAUGGCCAAAGUUUGUGAGGGACUUGCUAAACAGCUGCUGGUCGAUUGAGCCAUCGCAACGGCCUAACUUUGCCGAUAUUUAUGAGGCCCUAAAAUUUGAAGAACCAAAGCAGGCCACAGAGGAUAUCAUUGAGGAAGUUGAAGUAUAAUGUAAUUCAGCGGAUUUGCUAACUUGCUCGUGUUUGAAAAUCAAUGAUGUAAAAUUUCUCUUGGAACAGUUCUUGAAAAGCAUUCUCUCAAACAAGGCCAGCACUCUCUAGGUAGCCUGCUGAAUUAUCUCAUUGGUUGGAGUGAGACAUACUCCUUUAUAACAUCUACAAUAGCUACAAAGAUUUUAUCAACAUUCUCUGUGAAUUUAUAAAUAUGAACAUAAUUAUCAUACAUUCAAAAUCUAUUUUUAACACGAUCUUCUGUCAUACUUGUAAAUACAAUUUCUUCCUUUACUUCUCACACUUGAAA